This is a messenger RNA of Gallus gallus (chicken), 3698 nucleotides long. RefSeq names its product BEN domain containing 2 (gene BEND2). Gene Ontology annotation, molecular function: DNA binding. The transcript has 12 exons. Bases 1283 to 3004 code for a protein of 573 amino acids. Lineage: Eukaryota; Metazoa; Chordata; Aves; Galliformes; Phasianidae. The record is from RefSeq and is a predicted model, not a curated record.
GACAACAGCAUCCUAAAUGAACCGUUCCUGAUCGUCUUCUGCAGAUUACAAACCUGUGUAUGUUGAGGAUGACCUUGAAGCAGUGAUUAUUGACAGUUCUGAAAUACAAGAUGGGGAAAAUGAUCUGUCUACACAAAGCUACAUGUGGAUGGAACAAAAUUUUGAAGUAAACAGUAACGUUAACCGUAUGGCUCAACUUGCCUGUGGUAGUUGCACUUCAUUUUCUUUGGUGAUCUAACAGUUAGUAGGUAAUUUUAAUGCUGUAUUUUCAGUGCUCCUGUCUUUAAUGUUAAGGUUGUGCAGCUUGUCUUUAAAGCAUGUUUUAUUUGAAUGCUAUUUAGAGAAAUCGUUUGGCAGUGCAUUUAAAAAUAAAAGGCCAUUAAGUUAUUACUUCAGAGAUCCUUAUUAAUAGCUAUCCCACUGAAAUAUCAAUUUGUUUAAAGAAAGACUUUCUUGUGUAUACCAAGGAAUGAGUUAGCUAAUGAUUAGCACUUAGGAAAGGGAUUUGGAAAGUAAAUGACAUGAAAAAAACUAAUGUACAAGAUGUGGCUUCUAGGUUAACAGCCAAGAGGAGCAUUGCUGAUAGCACUGUGCAGUAGUAGUAGGAUGAUUAUUCAGAGUGGUAAAAUACCAGCUCUGAGUAGCCUUUGAUUUUCUUUUUUUCAUUAACUGUUGUUAUUUUAGCAUCUAAGAUCAAAGGCUCUCAGAAACCUUAUCCAAUUUUCCAUUGGCUCAGAUGAAAUUCAGCUCUUCAGAUUGUGUCUUGAGUCCGGUAGCAGUAUUUCUAAGUUAGCAAAGAAUAUGACUGUAGUUAGGUGAUGUUAUUUACUACUUCUUUUUUCCCCAGCCUGUUGAGUUAAUAGAGGUUCUUAUCACUACUUCUCUUCAGCAGUGUCCCACACAUCUUAGUUUCCCAGUGUUAUUAAGUGCUUUUGGAUUAAUUCCCUUAGUCUUCUAUUUGACAAUAGAGUUUGUUGUAAAUUUUUGUACAUCUAUGAUGAAGAACAUGUUUGGGGAAAGGAAGAAAGUGGUUUAAAUGGCUUACUCUGUUUUUUUAUCUCUGAUUAGAAACAAAUAAAUAAACUUAAAAAGAAAAAAUCCUGCCCAGGAAAAUGUUGUAGACAAUUGCUGACCUUGGCUUCAGAAAAUCAAUAAGUAUAUAUCAGCAAAGGAACCAUGAUGAGUAGGAAGUGAAGGCUUAUUGGUCCUGGCUGAACAAGUGGAAGCACAAAAGAGCCAUUCUGCAAGUACACAGAGAGGAAAUGGUCAUGUCCCUGAAAAAAUGGAUUUUGUCUCUUUGUGUAAUAAAAGAAAGCGACUUGCCCCAACUCCAGUGGGACAGAAUGUGAUGAGAACCGGUGAAGGAGAAUAUGAAGACAGUGAGAGUGUAAUUUAUGAGUAUGAACCAGAUUAUGAAUGCGGGAGUGUUGUAUCUGAAGCUUCCUACACUGGAGAUCAGCAGAAAACUCUCAUGGAAGUUCUAAGUUAUUGUCAGGCCAUGUACGAUUCCAUUCAGAAGCUGGAUAAAAAACUUGACUUGCUUCAUCGGAAGGUCUCAGAAAUGCAGCAUACUUGUGCUAGGCCACUGUUACUGAAACCCAAACCAGUUGGAUUUACAUACAGAAGUUCCAGUCAUUUGUCCCAGGGGAGAAUAAGAGUACAAAAGUCUAUGGAAAGGGAUUCAAGACUUCAUCUCUCUUCACCAGGCCGAGGAAGGCAUAACCCAGUCAUAAGGGCUGCUUUACAAAAUAGUCAUGUUCAGGUCAAUUCCACAACAAAUAGCGUUCAACAGACUGUUGAACUUGAAUCUCAGCAGCCUGUUCUUAGGCAGAGCCCUCCACUCCCCACCAUAGUUUCUACACAUUCCUUGCAUUCACAGUUUACAGCAGCUGACAGCAUCCCUGACCUUCUUCCACAACCAAGUCUUUCAGCUACUGUUGAAAGUACUGUCAACAUUCCAUCAUCUCCAGCAGCAUCAUCAGUGAUGCCAGCACCACCUGAAACAGGUUUGGGAAAUGAAGCAGUGGUGGUGAACUACAGAAAUGCAUCUGGGAGUGUGAACAUUUGUAAAGAAGUGCCAUCUUCGUCAGUCUCCAUCCAUCCAAGCUUUGAAUAUGUUGGUGACCCAGUGAGAAAUGUGAAAGUGCUUGGAAACUAUUUGAUGAAAGCUCGGCAAAAGACUAAACCGAAGUAUGCAGCGCGCUACUUAGUUCGUGUCUUGUUCCCCAAGGAGGCUUUAUUGUGUAGUGUUAUAGGAGUGAGUACACAAGGGUGGUGUUCACUGGAUCCUAAUAAAAUGAAUGCAAUAAGAGAAUUUCUUGCAGCUAACUUUCCAAACUACGAUUUGAGUGAAUAUGGAAAAGACUGGAAAACUUGUAUCACCCAUAUCAAUGCUAUGAUCCGCUGUUUGCACUCUGAAACAAAAAUAAACCGAGUAAGUUGUCUGAAGGAGAUAGCUAAUGGGAAAGAGAAAUUGGCUGACACUCCAGAUACAUCACUUUGUGUAGAUUUAAAUUGCAAUGAAGACAGUAAAGGGAGUUCUCUAAACUCUCAGAUGAUGACCAUUUCUACCAGUGACAGUCUGCAGAAUUCAGGGUGGGAUAAGUUCCGGGAAACUUUCCAUACACCUUCUAUCAAAAAACUGCAGCCUCGGGAACCCAUGGAACUCCUUGGAAGUCCGUGGCGCAAUGUUCAGUUGCCUGUCUCAGUCAUUUAUGUAGCAAAGGGGAAGUCUCGGCCAGAGCUGUCAGCUCGCUACCUCGUUCGUCAUCUGUUCACUGAAGAUGUACUGGUGAAAAGCAAUGUCUAUGGUAAUCUUGAACGUGGUAUGAGUCCGUUGGACUGCAACAGAAUUAAUGCUCUCAGAGACUUUCUUCAAGAGAAUUACCCAUCCUUUGAUCUAAAGGAAACUGGAUAUGAUUGGAAGGCAUGUGUGGCUGCCAUAAACAGCACAAUCCGCAGUCUCAGACAUGACCACAAAAAGGCUACAGCUGGAAUCCUUUAAGGUGUCUUCCAACCCGAGGCAGUCUAUGAAUAUACCUAUGAUCAAGGCAGCAGAAGCAGGUGGAAACGUGAAGAGGAUAAAAAGGACCUCCGUGAGGGAAGAUAAAUAGCUUAGUUGACUAUUAAAUUGUGUGUCAGGAGGUAAAUUAGCUUCAUUCUGAUUUAGAGCUACAAAAGCAAGAAAAUAAAUCCAUAACAAAUAGCCCGAGGUUUAUGUUUUAUCAUGAUGAAAACUGAUGACAAUACUUCUUCAGGGGCAUAGUCACCUGCACAGUGGCAUAUGGCUAAUCAGGUCUGAUGUCCACAAGGUGCAAAUUUGCUGCAGCUUUCACCUAGAUAUCUACAGGAUUUGGAUCCUGGUUCAGAUUUAUGAAAGAAUAAUUUCCAUUAUCUUCUUGUGCUUGGACCUCUAGUUAACACUGUAAGAACAUGUGCUGCAUACUGUUCAUGUGCAGUCAGAGCUGACCAGCAUCAGUGGUACACUUUCUCAAGCUCACAGUCAUAGCUUUUAUGUUCAGAUCUGUGGCUGCUGGUUUAUAGGGUUAGAUGUAUUUGUUUGCUGUCUGGCUACACUGCUGUUCUUAAGGCUUUUUGUCCUGUUGUUGUUAACUUAAAUUGUGAAAGAUGUGCAGUGAUUAUUCCUGCCCUUGCUUGCUCUUCCUCAGAACACUGAGAUUUAUUAGUGGACUGAAUUA